Eurytemora carolleeae is the source of this 3068-nucleotide messenger RNA. RefSeq names its product oxysterols receptor LXR-alpha. The transcript is spliced from 12 exons. Gene Ontology annotation, molecular function: nuclear receptor activity; RNA polymerase II cis-regulatory region sequence-specific DNA binding; zinc ion binding. Gene Ontology annotation, biological process: positive regulation of transcription by RNA polymerase II; cell differentiation; negative regulation of transcription by RNA polymerase II. Bases 724 to 2601 code for a protein of 625 amino acids. The record is from RefSeq and is a predicted model, not a curated record. NCBI's taxonomy places the organism in Eukaryota, Metazoa, Arthropoda, Copepoda, Calanoida, Temoridae.
GAAUCUUGUUUCUUAGCGACAACAAUAAUAUAUCUAAAAUAUAUUCUCGACUAGUCCUACAUAACGCUGUAUUCUAGAGUUCUAUGUUUACUGUAUUCAGAUAUUCCUCCUACGUAUAUUUUCUUGCGUUCAUUCUUCUGGGAGAUUUGCGUUCAGAUAGCGCUUUGUAAGCGCGAACUCAGAUGAUCCACAGAUAAACAAAAGGCUGAAAUGCGCAAAAUACAACAUCUAAAAAUAUUGUUCACAUUUUCAUAAAACUCUUUUGUCCGUUUUUGAAAUACAUCUUAUUUUACUCCAAUAUCUGUAAGUUAAAGUAUCUAAAGUAUAUUCCCCCCUGUAUAUAGUUGUGUUGAGUGCAGACAGUACGGUUACUUCAGGUCUAGGGUUUACAGUGUAUACAGGACGGAUACCGUGUUCACAAAGGAGAAUACUAGAUCCAACUUCCUUCUCGCGCUCAGAGUUAAUAUUUCAUAAAUUCAGUCCAACCGUUGCAAGCACAAUGAGCGGAACUCCGAGCUGGUACUGACCGGAAGUAUAUUUGUGAAACAAGGUUAUUAAAUACACUGUGUACUGUGUACUAGUGUUUUAUGUUUGAAAGUACGGAGCGAGGUCGAGUGAGAACCUCCUUUCAUAUAGUUCUCCCCGCCCUCAUUCUAUAGCUCUAGUUCUCUAGUCCCUCCAGAUCUAGUAUAGUAGUGAGACCUGCUCCGGGAUACAGGAACCAUGGAGGAGCAGCUAGAAGCAGCAAUCCUUCAGAACUUCUGGUUAGUUCAAGCAGAUAAACAUGGUCAGCAUCUUCUAGCCUCACUUCCAACCAUAGCUGGAGCUAAUCCUCACUUGAACCAGGUAGUUGAGGAGGAGGAGGAGGGGGAAGAUGUUUCUAAAAUGGAUUCAGACGAUUCCUCGAACAAUUCCCUUGGGGAGAACACAAACACAGUCUUCCUUCAGCUUCAGCAACUGCAGCAGCUUCAACAGUUCCAGCAGCUGCAACAGUUUCAGCAGAAACAGCUGGGACGGGUCACCCUAAGCAGGAUAUCCAACGAAGUUUCCGUGAUUCAGAAGACCGUGAAGAGAGAAGAACCCAAGAAACAGAAUUUUAUUAUUCUCUCCAAGCAAGAGAAACCGAACCUUGUCGUGGUUAAGGAGGAACCUAUAGAGAAGGAUUCCUAUAGUAAUCUUGGAAUUAAGAUUAAGGAAGAAGGAAAAAAGAGUUCUCCGGUUUCCCCUUUCAAGAGGGAAAGAUCCAGCAGAAUAUUGUGUGAGAACCCUGUCUGCCAGGUGUGUGGGGAGAAGGCUGGGAAACAUAGUUAUUACGGUGGUCAGGUCUGCCCUUCAUGCAGAGCAUUCUUUAGGAGAUCCGUGCAGUCAAGAUGCUAUACUGGAUUCCGUUGUAUAAACCGUAGUGAGAGCUGUCCUAUUAAUCUACUCACUAGGAAGAACUGUCAGUAUUGUAGGUAUCACAAGUGCUUAUCCUGUGGAAUGCGUCCUAGCUGGAUCCUAUCCGAGGAAGAGAGAAUCCGUAGGUUCCAUGGUAGAACCAAGGGGAAAGGAAAAGAACAGGGAGAUGGGUCGGAUAAUUCUGGACGUAAUACUCCACAAAGCUCCAGUAGUCCAAAAACCACAUCUCCAACUCCUCCUAGUAAUCUUUACUCUUCACUUACCAUGGUUCCACAGAUCUCCUCAUUCCAACCAACCUUAACCCCGUCCCGAUUCUCCGGAGUAGAUUCGUCCCGUUUCUCCGGGUAUGGAGUAGAGCAGAUGUCCCCUGGAGAUAGGUUCAAAAUACUUCAAUAUGCUGAGAUAAUGAAAAGAUGUUGCACAGGUCGAGAAGAUGACCUUGAGUCGGUUCUGCUGACAGAUGUUCUCCAGACUGCUCUUCAAGGAACCCAGCUCUCCAGGCAUACUGCUGAAAGGCUGAGCACUAUCCUGGACACUAGAACUAGAGUUAGCUUAUCCCUACUCCAGGAAUUCCAGAGUUUGAGUGAAAGUGAUCAGACGAGUAUCUUGAAAUACAAUCUUCCCUUAAUUCAUCGACUCCGGCAAUCCGUCCUCCUCUCAACACCAAACCUUACACUCAGGGAGUUAGUUGGUUUGCUGGUUGGAGAAGAAAAACUGACUGAAGCUGAAAAAUAUUUGCCGUUUGAUCUUUCUAAAAAAACACAGAGUCCAAAUGGCUUGGAUUACCGAGGUGUACACACUACCUGGAUAAAUGAUCAGGAGAAGGAUGAGGAGUCCCACACUAAGCUUAUUUAUAGGAUAUCUCAGAUUGUUGAUUGCACUGACAUGGUUUCAAUGGUUCUUCUCGUCCUGAUUAUUGCAUUUAAUACGGAUUUCAUAGAACUAGAGAACAGAGAACAGGUUGAGAAGAUCCAAUUGAAGUUUGUGAUACUGCUCCAGCAGUACAUAAGCACGACUGGUGCCAGGCCAAGUCAGACUCAGCCCCUCAACCUUGCCAAACCAAAUAAAGAUGUAAUGGCGGGAAAUGAAGAUGUCCAAGAAGAUCGUAUGGAACAAGGAAACUCGCUAUUCGUCAAAUUUCUAAUGAUUCCUUCCCUUCUUAGAGAGAUUCUAGAAAUAACUAAGGAAAGACUUCUGAUUUAAAUCCGUUUUUUCAAUAUUUUAGAAAUUAAAUUUUUAUAUUCUUUUGCUUAAUGUCGUCGGUAUAUGCUUCUAUAUUAAUCCUUUGCAGUUAUUUAAAAUUUAAACUUUCAACCAGUAUUUGAUCAAGUAUUAAGUAUAUCUGGAGAAGAAAAUAUAAGUUUAUUUUUUAUUAAAAAUUACUUCAGCUAAUGAGAUGACAACUUUUGUAAUUCUUAAUGUGAUUCAAUUUAAUUUUUUUUUGUAUUUAUAAUUCUUAAAAUAUUUGUUUCAUCUCCAGGUAUCUCUAGUUUUAGAAAGUUUGCGCAAUCUGGAUAUUGUAUAUUUGUUUAUUACAAUAUUACAAUGAUACAUAUAACUGGAUAUUAGAAUAUUACUAUAAACUUUGUGAUCGAUGUUACAUUCUCUUUAUACAUAAGCUCGGUGUCAACAAUAUUUAGAAAUUAAAUACAGCAUUAUUACUUUUAUUA